This is a messenger RNA of Entrophospora sp. SA101, 4134 nucleotides long. The record is from the annotation of a GenBank genome assembly. Lineage: Eukaryota; Fungi; Glomeromycota; Glomeromycetes; Entrophosporales; Entrophosporaceae.
AUGGCAUUCAUAGACGAAACCACACCAUUUGCAUUAGUCACAUUAUCAAGCUUUAUACUUUUAUCAAUUCAAAAAAUUAGAAAACUUAAAAGUAAAAUUAAAAAAUUUCACGACAAUGAUGAUAAGGAAGAUCAUAUAAUUAACAAUUAUUUUUCAACAAUUAAAAGAGACUCGAUUAAAACUUUAAUUUCAUUAAUUCAAUCAAUAUUAUUCACAUUUUUAUUGGUGUUAUCAGCUUUGACUUUUUUCAAAAGAUCAAAAAAAUUAAAUAGCACUCUUAACAAACACUUGACUAUAAUAUAUUUCACAUCGUUUCUAUCUUUACUAUGGCAAAUUCGUAAUCUUUCAGAUGGUGCCGAGAACAAAGGAAAUGAUUGUUCUCUCGACAAAUGUAACAUUGACAUCCCAUUCGUCAUCACCAACACAAUCUUAUCUUUACUUGCCACCACCAUAGCAAUAACCACGCCAAGGGGUCCUCCAGAAUACGAUGAUAAUGGUCGUCUGGUUUCUCCAAACAGUUAUUCCUCAAUAUGGGAUUUCAUCACUUUCUCAACAAUGAAUCCGUUGAUGUGUAAGGCUUACAAAAAAGAUUCAAUAAGCGAUUCUGAUCUUGAUCAACUGCCACGUGAUUACCGCGCCUCGACCUUGUUUAAAAAAUUCGAGAAAUAUUCAUCUCCAAGUUACAGUAAUAUUAGCAAUAGUAAUAGCGGUAGUAAGAAACAUGGAUUAUUAUAUAAAAUUUGGAAAAGCAAUCGCAAAAAUGUUGCUUAUCAAAUUACAGCUACAGUAAUUGGAGCAUCCUUAUAUUAUGUUCCUAUAACUUUUCUUUACAGUUUUUUAAAUUUCAUUCAAACAAACCCUUCUUCACUUGGAUGGGGAUUCGUUUGUAUUUUUGGUAUGUUAAUAUCAAAUAUCUUGUAUUAUAUUUCAACCACCCAACAAUGGUAUUGGAGCGCAAGUGCAAUGCAAGUUAGUAUCAAAGGAAUGCUAAAUGCUGAAAUCUUUUCAAAAAGUUUAAGAUUAUCAUACAAUGCAAAUAAUGAUGAUGAAGCGGAAAAAAAUAGCAAAGAAGAACAAAAGGAUUCAUCAUCUGAUAUGAAAGGUGUUGGAAAAAUUACAAAUCUGAUGACCGUUGAUUCUCAAAGAAUUGGUCAAUUUUCAAUGUGGUGGACAACUGCUUUGAUCGAUUGUCCAACUCAAAUUACAAUUGGUCUUUAUUUCUUGUACAGAUUAUUAGGUGUUGCUAGUAUCUUUGGUUUUAUGAUUAUGAUAAUUAUCAUACCUAUAAAUCAACAAACUGCAAAAUAUUUCGCUAAAACUCAAGAAAAAUUAAUGAAAGCAAGAGAUAAUCGUGUCAAUCUAAUGAACGAAUUAUUACAAGGUAUUAGAAUGAUAAAGUUUUUCGCAUGGGAAAAAAAUUGGACAAAGCAAGUUUUAGAAACAAGAGAGGUUGAAUUGGUUCAUCUUCGUAAAAACUUUUUGUUUCUAUUAGCAUUUAAUUUUAUUUGGCUAUUAUCACCAGUCCUGGUAUCUAUAGUAUCAUUUGCUGUGUUUUCAAAAAUUCAAGGAAAUGUUCUCACACCAUCUAUUGUUUUCACUUCAAUUGCCAUCUUUAAUGAAAUUCGUUUUGUCUUGAAUCAAUUACCUGAAGUUCUAAUGCAAGGAUUUCAAGCCUACGUCAGUUUAAAAAGAAUUGAAAAAUUCUUGGAUUCCGAAGAAAUCAUAGAUAGAAUUAUAGUAAAACCAAAAAAAAGAAUAGCUUUUGAAAAUGCUAAUAUUUCUUGGGGAAAACCAUCAUCAUCUCCUUCGACGAAUUCAAAAAUUGACUUCAUCAUGAAAGAUUUAAACAUCGAAUUCCCCUUAGAAAAAUUAAGUAUAAUAUGUGGUCCAACUGGGUCCGGAAAAACUUUAUUACUAAUGGCACUUUUAGAAGAAACAAAUAUCAUUAGUGGAAAAGUAUAUUCUCCAAGAUCAUCAUCUAAUAACGAUGUUUUCAAUCAAAAUAAUUCGUCAUUGUUGCCUUCAAAUUGGAUAGUUGAUAAUAGUCGUACCAGGAUUCUUGUUACUCAUCAUAUUGGACUCGCAUUAUCAAAAGCUGAUUACUUGGUUGUAUUAGAAUCUGGUAAAGUGGUAACAAAUGGUGUAGUCGAUGAUUUACGUUCUUCUGGCGAAUUGUCUUCUGUGUUGAAAGAAGCAGAUAGCGGUGUUGACUUUAAUGAUUUAGCUGAAGCUGCUGCUGAAACAAUUCCACUAGUAAUUAAUAGCAAUAAUAAAAACAUUAGUAAAAUUAUGUUACAUCAAGGUGAACCUUCAACAGCUUCAUCUAUCACCGUAGUUAAUAAUGGUGAUAAUUCUAUAUCAGAAGAAUAUGACGAUGAAAUUUUGAUUAAAGAAGAAGAGAGAGCAAAAGGAACAGUUAAAUUGAACAUUUAUUUGAAAUAUUUUAAUGCAAAUGGUAAUUUAUUAUUUUGGAUUAUGGUGAUUUUCUUAUUUUUUACAACAAGAGCUGCACAAAUUAUUGAGAGUUGGUGGCUUAAAAUAUGGUCAAGUUCAAGUAGUAAAGAUCCUAGAAAUGUGACACAACAAUUAUUCAAUAUGACAACUUACAAUAUUAAUAAUGACAACGAUAACAACAACGUACUAUUAUAUGAUUUAUCGUCAGUUCCAGAUUUUGAUUUAGAUGAUUCAAAUUAUUAUUUACUACCAUCCAUUACCAAUAAUAAUUACACAACUAUUCGAGGCGACAAUCAUGAUGUAGAUUAUUAUUUCAACAUUUAUGUAUUGAUUACAAUGGCAUCCGUUGUACUUGGUAUCAUGAGGUUCUUAUGGUUGUAUUAUGGUUCACUAAGAGCUUCUAGAAAUCUUUACGAACAAUUACUUCACAGAGUUAUUAGAGCACCUCUUAGAUUUUUUGACACUACACCUGUUGGCAGAAUACUUAAUCGAUUCAGUAAAGAUUUUGAGACAAUCGACAGUAUUUUAAUUGGCGACUUGGCUUUAUUCUUAAACAAUGUGAUUAUGAUGAUCAGUACUGUAAUGGUUAUAACGGCUAUAACAAAAGAAUUUCUGAUCGCUUCGUCAUUGUUUGGCAUAUUGUAUAUUAUUGUUGGAUCAUUGUAUGCCAAAGCUUCCAGAGAAUUGAAGCGAAUAGACUCGGUAACAAAGUCACCAUUAUAUUCACAUUUUGGUGAAACACUGUUGGGUAUUACUACAAUUAGAGCAUUUGGGGCAAAAAAGAAAUUUAUGAUUGACAUGUUAACAAAAAUUGAUAAUAAUCAUCGACCAUUUUAUUUAAUGUGGUGUGUUAAUCGAUGGCUUAGUAUUCGUUUCAACGUUAUUGGGUCAUUUUUGAGUUUCCUUGCUGGCUUGUUUGUUUUGUUGAAUAUAGAUCAUAUUGAUGCAGGUUUGGCCGGGUUGUCGUUAUCAUUUGCCAUGACAUUUUCAAAACAAAUUAUGUGGUCAGUUAGGAAGUAUACUGCUUUGGAGAUGAGCUUGAAUGCGGUAGAACGAAUUGAUGAAUUUCUUCAUAUUCCACAAGAAGCACCGGAAAUUGUUAAUCCACGACCACCAGCUGCUUGGCCACAUAGUGGUAACAUUCAAUUUGAGAAUGUGGAGGUCAAGUAUGCACCUGAUUUGGAACCUGUUUUACAUCAUAUUAGUUUUAAUAUUCAUGGCCAGGAGAAAAUUGGAUUAGUUGGAAGAACUGGAUCAGGCAAAUCUACAAUAUCAUUAACUUUAUUUAGAUUUAUUGAACCAUCAGAUGGAAAUAUUUUUAUCGAUAAUAUUGACAUUGGAACUAUUGGUGUCGAAGACCUUAGAUCCAGAAUCACAAUUAUUCCACAAGAUCCAAUAUUAUUUACAGGAACGAUAAGAUCAAAUUUAGAUGCAUUUUCACAAUACAGAGAUUACGAAAUUUAUGAAGCAUUACAAAGAGUUCAUUUAUUGCCUUCAUCAACAACCAAAGCAACUUCCUCCUCAUCGCCAUCAAUUUCAUCAUCAAAAAGAAAUAACGAUGAUGAUACAUCAAUAAUAAUGACAAAUGAUGAUGAUGUUAACAACGACAAUAUUAGCAUCAAUCGACACGUUAAAAUUUCCGUUAGAUCACAUUGUUUAUUAAGUCAAAAACGAUCUUGA